AUGCCAAAACUGCGCUUUGGUGAGGAGGUGGAAGUGGAUGAGUGUAGGUGCUUGGGUACAAGCACUUCAGGAACAAGUUGCAUGCUGCGGUCUAUGACUUGCAAAGGCUGCUUUCUAUCAGGUGUCCUGAAGGAUCAAGAUAUCAACAAUUGUUACAGCGAGGCGAGGUUACAGGGGUUAAAAUUGCUAAAGACGCCGCGUGAUGCAAAAGUCUUGGCUGAGGGUGCUACGAACGAAGCCGAAACAGGGCAUCUGGAUGAACGCCGCAAUGGGUUGUUGAAGCCUGAACACAUGAAAGCUUGUGUGCCGCAGAGCUUUGUUGCUGGCCAAAGCAAAUGGAAGCGGCGAACAAGUGGUUUGAAUGUGAAGUUUGCAUGA
Molecule: messenger RNA, 378 nt
Organism: Peronospora belbahrii
Lineage: Eukaryota; Oomycota; Peronosporomycetes; Peronosporales; Peronosporaceae
Source: the annotation of a GenBank genome assembly